Messenger RNA from Rotaria sordida, 606 nucleotides. The record is from the annotation of a GenBank genome assembly. NCBI's taxonomy places the organism in Eukaryota, Metazoa, Rotifera, Eurotatoria, Philodinida, Philodinidae.
AUGAGUAUGACUAAUAUAACAGAUACAAUAUCAAUCGAUUCUGAUUCGUUAGUCUAUCGUGUGGCCACAACAUCAGAUUGUCAUUCAUUAGCUGCACUAAUCAAUAAUAGUUACGGGGGUGAAUUGUCACGGCAAGGUUGGGUUGAUAGAACUCAUUUAUUUUCUGCAGAAGGAAGAAGAACAAAUGAAAAUACGUUGUUUAAUAUGAUUAACAGUGAUACACAUGUCUUUUUGGUAUUCUUCGGUGAAGAUGAUCAAACUUUAAAAGGAUGUAUUAGUUUAGAACACAAACCAGAAGUAAAAACUGCAUAUAUUGGCAUGUUUGCUGUGCGCCCAGAUUUGCAAAGUCGAGGUUAUGGAAAAUUUAUCUUAUCUGCGGCUGAAAAUUAUGCUAUGAACAAUUGGAAUGUUCAGUAUAUUGAAUUGAGUGUUAUUACUCACAUACCUGAAUUAAUAUCGUAUUACAAACGCCGUGGUUAUACUGACACUGGUCAACGUCAACCAUAUCCUGCACAUGCAAUACCACCAGAAGCUACUUUACGAGACGAUUUAGAACUUUGUUUCUUGAGUAAAUGUUUAAAAAAGAAUGAAGAAAAACCAAUUUAA